AUGAGGAAAAUUAGGUAUACAAGAAUACUCAUUAGGAAAAUAAAUUCUUUAGUGGUUGAUGAAUUGAAUAAAACAAUUAUUUAUUUCCUUUUCUUAUUCUUUGUAUUUUUACCAGAGACUUUCUUACUAGCUUUUUUACUCUUCUUCUUUAUCUCAGAUAUAUUGUGCUCUGAAGAUGUAUUUUGAGUGUCUUCUAAAUAUUGAUUAAUUUCAAGGUGUUUUAUACACCUCCCUUCUAUCUCAAAACUUUCUCUCCUCAGUAACCAUAAUCCAGCACUAAUAUUAAUCUUCCUUCCAUCCACCCUAACAGAUACCACCUUUCUUCUUCCCCACUACUCAAUCAUUACCCUCCUACCACCCCUUUUCUACCCAUACUCCCUUCUUCCACCCACUAGUCCCACAAAACUCCUACUCUAAAAUCCCCCUCUAAACCAUCAGCCUCCAUCUCUCCUUCAUUUUCUCUUCCUCUUCAGCCACUUGGCUCAAUAAUUCUAAGUCUUAUCCUUAAUAAUUCCUGGCAACCACAGAAACUGUGGUUGCACCCUCCCCCAACCUGAGGGUGGUGCUGGGAUUUUUGGAAUAAGGCCUUGGCAUCUAGGUUUUGGGAAGGUACUGAAGAAUUGUUCAUUUAAUUUCUGAGAUUUGGCGCUUUGUUCAGGAGUGUCAGGGACGAAGAAUCUGGAAGGAUCGGCUUUGAUUUGUUUGGCCAUAGUAUCUGCAGCUCUUUCAAACAUGUCCAUGACUCUGUUUGUUGCCGGAAGAUCUGAUGAGCCAAGAAGUGAGCCAGCUGCUGGGUUUUCUGGAGGGAGAGGAGGGCCGAAAGGAAUAAAGUUCGAAAAAGGCGGUAUUUGAGAGGUGGAAGUGCAGCUAUGAGUCGGAAGUUGAGCGGGGGUUGGAUUUUGAGUGGUUGUUUGGGAGUUUUUGUUACUGAUAGUGCUUGUUUCUUUCUGGGUUUUCUCUUGAUGGUGAGUUAUUUCAGCCUGUUUUUUAUGGAUGAGUUUAGUUUUCUCUUCGAUAUCUUUGGUCUUUUGGAUAAUUUCUGUUUCUUUUUGGGAAAUGAGCUUAUCCUUCUGUUGGCAGAGUUUCUUUAUGUCUUGUAGUUCUUUAAGAACGAUUUCGUGUUCAGAUUUGUCAACACUAAGGUUUGGUUUCUCUGAUUCAUUUUUUGAGCUCUCUUUCGGCUUCUUUUUAGCUUCUUGGUCACAGAAAUUCAUGUAAUUAGAUUGCCUGUUGUAUUCUGAAAAUAAUUUGGAAUUUAGGAUUGAGCUCAACAACUCUUUUGCUUGGAUAUGAAUGUAUGGAAUCUUUCUCCAAUUGUUUUCAGCUUCUGCUGUUUCUAAAUCAUCUUUAAGCUGGAUAUUGUUUAUAGUAAAUUCUUCUAGACCUGGGAGCAACUUUUGCCAGAAUUUAUCAAGAUUAUGAGCUUCUUUAAAAGUGUCAAUCUUUGCUAAACUGUAUUCAGAUAAGUUUAUGCAAUCUAGAACAAUUUCAGUAGCAGGUAUCUUUAUUGCCUCUUCGUCAACAUAAAGAUUAAGUGCACACCUCUUGCAUGCAAAAAUAUCUUCAUCUAAUAUAUUAUCAGGAGUAGACUUUAUCAGAUAUGCAACCACCCCACAGUCAUUCCUAACCUCACAUUUAGGAAGCCUCAUGC
Messenger RNA from Moneuplotes crassus, 1651 nucleotides. Lineage: Eukaryota; Ciliophora; Spirotrichea; Euplotida; Euplotidae. The record is from the annotation of a GenBank genome assembly.